Molecule: messenger RNA, 2013 nt
Organism: Physcomitrium patens
Lineage: Eukaryota; Viridiplantae; Streptophyta; Bryopsida; Funariales; Funariaceae
Source: RefSeq, a predicted model, not a curated record
ACGUAGACUUCUGCAUUCUGUUCCUCGAGACAAAGUUUCAUGUGUCAGUACUACCCUUUGACGGAUUUGUGGGUGUUGCUGCUUGUAUCGAACUCUAGGAAACUAGCAAGUGUGAGAUGUUUGGGGGUGAAGGGAUAGGUUUUUGACCUGUGGAGUCGGAGUGCAGAGGUCUGGGUGAGCAUCGUGCGGCGGAAGGAAUUUGCUUUGUGGGGGUACUGGAACUUGCACUAGUCACACGGGGAUUGGGAAGUAAUCAAAGCAAGGGCUGAGAGCGUUGUGUGUUAUCGGGCGUGAUAGCAUUAGUAGGUGGUGGAGAAGGAGGCGAUCGAUGGCGGAGGAGAUAGAAAAGCAUGAUGGGUGGGGAAUCUUCGACCGCCUCAAGAAUUUGCCUCUUGUCACCAGCAUUGGAGAGGAUCUUGUAAGGACGCCUGUGAAGACUUCAUUGCAGACCGAAGCCAACGAGGAAGGACCGGGUUUACAAGCGAUACCUCAGCCACAAGUACCACCAGAACAGAAAGGGGACCCAUUAAUGAAUAAUAUAAUUUGUACCCUGAAUGAAUCUGGUAACGAAAGAUGAUGACUGUCCUGAGGUAUGAUGAUGUAUUCCAGAGAGGAACCUGAAACUGCGAAAGGCGAUAGGAGUUUGAGCAACCGUGAGCUUCUGAAUCAGCUCCAUGCUGUUGCUCUCGGCAUACGGGACUUCGAAGUUCUCGGCGCACAACCGCCCAAGCUGACUCAGCUUGUUGGAGAAGUGAUGGAGAAGCGAGUCCGUGCCAAGUCCAGCAAUUCUGAAAAUAGUACCAAAUCCAAAGCGAAGGAAUCAUCUGAAACCAAUCUUUUGUCACCAAAGAAAGCAACAUCGAAAGUCACAUCGAAGGCUACAUCAAGGGCAAUAUUGAAAGCAACAUCGAAGGUUAGAAAAGGAAUUAUAGUCAAUGAAUCAAAGGCCAGCGACAAACUGGCAUUCUCAGACAGGUAUCUUCAAAAGGCAUUUGGAUUGACGACUCCCAAUGCUCAAUUGUUAGAGAAGCUCAAUGCUAAUAUUCCCGUCAAGAAGUUUACCAGUGACACCACUGCGAAGAAGCCUUUCAAAGCUAAAACCCUGACGACUAAACAACCUGCGCCACGCUCUAUGGGCGAUCUAAUUAAACCUGUAAAGAAGGAAGCACCGAAGAGGGAGUUGGAAAUGGAUCCAACAGAAAGGCUGCCUACAAAGAAGAAAAUUAAAAUUGCAGCAAGGAGUGCUGCAAAGCAGAGAAUACAUGUAUUGCCUCACGAGAAGCUAGUGCUUUCAGAGGCUGCUGUUGCUGAAGUAGUGGCUGCUAAGGUGCAAAGAGAUGCAGCAGGGAUCGAGGUGAAGAAUCUCUUGGAGGAAAUUCGUGGCAUGACAAACUACAGUAUCGAUAACAUUCCUUUAGAUGUUACUGAGCGCUGGAUUGGGGUUCAUACGCAAAAGCUCAGCUCCUCAUUCAACUUUUGUAGCACCAUCAUUAGGCACACAUUUUCCUCCAUAUCUCCCAAAGUGGAUCCUGAGUGAAUAUUUUUCGUUGUAUAUUAGUUGAUAGUGUAGAUUCUUACGGCUUUCACGAUGCACUAACCGUUCAGAUAUUGCAUCCUAAAAUAGAAAACCUGAGACUUGCAUUCACCUGAUUAUUGUUAAAAGUGAUGUCCAGGUUUUAAUAUGUGGGUGUUGAAAAAUGAAUUUGAUCUCAUAGUGCUACUUUAUUGUGGAAGCAAUUAUUCCGACUGUCAUUGAAAUGUGAAAAAACAUUUCAAGGAAAUUUUUGUUCUAAAAAGGCCCAUUCCGUCGGAUCUAUAAUUUAGAGUAGAAACUAGUCAAAACUCAUCUACGAAUACAACGCUAGCCUGAAACCAGCAGACUAAAAGACUGGUUUGUGUAGAAAGAUUCGUGUUGUAUGAUCUUAAGCCCAAAGGAUCUUCUUGAUCAUUAGAGCCUUCCUUCAAAAAGGUGUCACCUUUGAUAAGAAUUUACAGUAACUAUUGCAUUUCACA